AUGUCGUCAGAUUAUUCCAACAUAAAGGACUCAGCUCCAAUUGAACAUCGCUUCAAUCCUUAUUCGGAUAAUGGAGGAACUAUAUUGGGCAUAGCAGGAGAAGACUUUGCAGUGUUAGCAGGAGAUACUCGUCAUACCACUGGCUAUUCGAUCAAUUCAAGGUACGAGCCCAAGGUGUUCGAUGUUGGAGACAAUAUUAUAAUGUCUGCGAAUGGGUUUUCAGCCGAUGGAAAUUCGCUAAUUACAAACUUCAAGACAAAUCUACAAUGGUACCAUUUCAAUAAUAAUGAGGAAAAAUUAAAGAUCUCGUCGGCAGCAAGAUUGAUCCAACAUUUGUUAUAUGGGAAACGAUUUUUCCCAUACUAUGUUCAUACAAUUAUAGCUGGACUAGACGAAAAUGGCAAAGGUGCAGUAUAUUCAUUCGAUCCAGUUGGAUCAUACGAAAGAGAACAGUGCAGAGCAGGGGGAGCAGCAGCCAGUUUGAUCAUGCCCUUUUUAGACAACCAAGUCAAUUUCAAGAAUCAAGCAAAUCAGCCAUUGAGAUAUUUAUCGUUGAAUGAAGUUUUGUCAUUAGUAAAAGACGCGUUUUCUAGUGCAACAGAGAGACAUAUUCAUGUUGGUGACUAUUUAGAGAUAUUAAUUGUCACCAAAGAAGGUGUUAGAACCGAACUUUAUCCAUUAAAAAGAGACUGA
Ascoidea rubescens DSM 1968 is the source of this 693-nucleotide messenger RNA. RefSeq names its product proteasome core particle subunit beta 6 (gene PRE7). The transcript has a single exon. Bases 1 to 693 code for a protein of 230 amino acids. The record is from RefSeq and is a predicted model, not a curated record. Lineage: Eukaryota; Fungi; Ascomycota; Saccharomycetes; Ascoideales; Ascoideaceae. Gene Ontology annotation, cellular component: proteasome core complex.